Molecule: messenger RNA, 1358 nt
Organism: Fomitopsis serialis
Lineage: Eukaryota; Fungi; Basidiomycota; Agaricomycetes; Polyporales; Fomitopsidaceae
Exons: 14
Coding region: 42-1088 (348 amino acids)
Source: RefSeq, a predicted model, not a curated record
CGCAACACUUCAUUUUCGUCACGCAACUUCACUUUUGCGCCAUGUAUGCUGUGACUUGCUGGGACUGGCUACUGGCUAUGCCUAGAGAAUGGCGAUAUAUCUGGAAAACUAGCUGGACACCAGUGAAAGUCGCGUACUUGUUUUGCCGGUAUUGGGUGUUCGUCACCGCGCCAUACCUCUUGUGGGCGUUUGUAGUUGAGCACCCGCUGGAGACUUGCGAGAGGGUCUACAGGAUCCCAGUGAUGCUCGCGAUGUGGAACCAAGCAUCCGCUGAGAUUAUUCUCCUCAUCCGUACCUAUGCGUUCUUCAAUCGCAACAACUACAUGCUCGCCUUCCUAGUAUCCGCUCUCGGCGGUGUCAUAGCAUACCAACUCUACGUAGCAUCAUCAGAAAUGCUCCUUUUGCCAUUUGUAUCGUCUCCCACAUCAGGACCGUGCUUUCCACGCUCUCGGCCAGGUUCAGCGGAUCUUCUUGGAUUCUUCAUCGCACCUCUCGCAUUUGACACCAUUGUCACCCUCCUCACGGUUGCAAAGGCCGUCGCCAUGCGGCGCAGGAGUGGCGGGCCCAAUAGCAGACUUAUCCAGACUUUCCUUCGCGAAGGAGUCUUCUAUUACAUGUUGAUCUCUGUCGCUAAUCUGGUCAACGGCAUCUUCUACCUACAGCCCCGCCAAGUGAUGUCGGCAAUAUGCAUCCCUCUCAGCGUAAUGCUAGCUCCGGUGCUGGCGUGCCAUCUCAUCCUUGACCUGCGGGAGCGAGGAGCCGAGACUGUCGCGCAGUCCGCAGGUACCAUCGCUUUCACCGCUGGCGUCUCCUCCAAUAAGUCGAUCCCUGGCUCCCCAUUUUCCGGGCUGGGAUUCGGCUUUGGGUCUCCAUCGAGCUCGAAGGCCCUGGUGCGCCCUACCGGCGUGUUGCUGAGCACGAUGGGCAGCAUUCCUAUGGAGGGCAUAGAAGUAGCGAUGGGCGGCGGCGUGGAACUGGAACAUAUGCAGGCGUAUGGUUCGGAAAGCUCGGUUGACAAGGACGUCGAGCUUGGCCUCGGGAGCACUGUCAGUGGUAUUCGGGUGGACGUGGAGAAAACGACUAUGUGAUGGUGUUCGGAGGCGGUCCGAGUAUUUUCGAAGUUUUGCGUUGCGUCGACUAGUACACUGUUUUCUCAUGGCCAUUCAUUUGCCUUCACGCUCAAGCUCAUAUUUCACGUCUUCAUUCAUUCAGACUUCAUACCUCGUAUGCGUACCUUGGCGAUUUGUUGCCAAUUCAUGGAGCCAAAGGUCUAUUUUCGCACGUUGUAUUCGCAUAGAAAUUGUACUUGUUGGAUUGAUCUUGGCAUAAUUUCGUGUUUGCAUCCUCGCCGCGACGAC